Molecule: messenger RNA, 1811 nt
Organism: Aspergillus japonicus CBS 114.51
Lineage: Eukaryota; Fungi; Ascomycota; Eurotiomycetes; Eurotiales; Aspergillaceae
Product: putative dihydrolipoamide succinyltransferase
Exons: 11
Coding region: 128-1510 (460 amino acids)
Biological process (GO): tricarboxylic acid cycle
Cellular component (GO): oxoglutarate dehydrogenase complex
Molecular function (GO): dihydrolipoyllysine-residue succinyltransferase activity
Source: RefSeq, a predicted model, not a curated record
GAUCACAACUCAGCUGUCUUCGCCUCGCCCGGUUGCCAGAGAUCACACAGCGGCUUAACUGUCUUUCUCGGACGUUGCUAUUGAUAACUUCAUUGCUCUUUUUUGUUUCUCCUUUACCUGGGUCAUCAUGGCUUCUCGACUGCCCUUUCACCGUCUGCCUCGGAGCACUCAGGCCUUCCGCGCUGUUUCUUUCGGUCGGCCCAGAAGCUUCGCCUCGAAUGCGCUCCAAAGAAAUGCUAAAGUAGCCGUUCGGCUGAAUCCAGCUUUGCAACGGUUUACGGGUUCGGGCUUCACCAACCUUACCGCUACUCCCUUCGGAGCCCACCAAAUUAGAACCUAUGCGGACACUGUUGUCAAGGUUCCACAGAUGGCCGAGUCUAUUACCGAAGGCACCCUAAAGCAAUUUUCGAAACAGGUCGGGGAUUACGUUGAACGAGAUGAGGAGAUUGCGACAAUUGAAACUGACAAGAUUGAUGUCUCUGUUAAUGCCCCAGAGUCUGGCACGAUCAAGGAGUUCCUGGUGAGCGAGGAGGACACCGUUACGGUUGGUCAGGACCUUGUUAGACUGGAGCUCGGAGGGGCCCCGGAAGCAAAGACGGAGGAGGAGGCAUCCCAAAAGUCUGCAGAACCAGCUAGUCCCGAGCAACCCACGGCUUCGGAGCCAGAGCAAGCAAAGACGUCUGAGGCACCAAAAGCGCCCACUCCCGAGAAGCCUGCCGCCAAGGCAAAUGAACCCAAGAAGUCGCAGCCCGCGGCACCUAAGUCGCAGGCCCCUGAGGAUAGCAAACCGAGCAUUGGGGGCCGUGAAGAGAGGAGGGUGAAGAUGAACAGAAUGAGAUUGAGAAUCGCUGAGCGCUUGAAGCAGUCUCAGAACACGGCAGCCUCCCUCACCACUUUUAACGAGGUGGACAUGUCGUCACUCAUGGAGUUCAGGAAGCUCUACAAGGACGAUGUGCUGAAGAAGACGGGUGUCAAGCUGGGAUUCAUGAGCGCUUUCUCUCGUGCAUGCGUCCUAGCUAUGAAAGAUGUCCCUGCAGUUAAUGCAUCCAUUGAGGGGCCGAAUGGCGGUGACACCAUUGUCUAUCGAGACUAUGUUGAUAUCAGUGUAGCCGUCGCCACUGAAAAGGGCCUUGUGACACCGGUGGUCCGCAACGCGGAGACUAUGGACCUUGUCGGUAUUGAGAAGUCCAUUGCAGAUCUCGGCAAGAAGGCCCGUGACAACAAGUUGACGAUCGAGGACAUGGCCGGAGGUUCUUUCACCAUCAGCAAUGGUGGUGUGUUCGGCUCUCUCAUGGGCACGCCGAUCAUUAACCUUCCACAGACGGCCGUUCUUGGACUUCAUGCCAUCAAGGACAAGCCUGUUGCCGUCAACGGUAAAGUCGAAAUUCGCCCUAUGAUGUAUCUUGCUUUGACUUACGAUCACCGGCUUCUGGAUGGCCGGGAGGCUGUCACUUUUCUUGUCAAGGUCAAGGAAUACAUUGAAGAUCCCCGUCGCAUGCUACUGGGCUAGGCUAUUUGCCACAACUUGUUUGCCGACUGGCAGCGGAGGCCCAAGGAACACUGCCAUCUCCGCGCGUUCCUGAUAUCCUGGCGUGUAGAGUAUUGUUUUGCAUGGGUCUGUUUUAGAAAUCAUUCAUCGACAUUGGUUACUGUUCAAUCCAUGUAGAGAGGCCCAUCAUUGCAGCUAGUCUUGUGAUUUGUCUUGCCAAUCUCCGACUAUAAACUGUGCAAUGACCGGUUAUGGGCUUUCAAAGUCCUAUUCUUUCUUUCAACUGCCUGGUCUCUUCGCGGGUAAGCCCACCCAGUUUCCC